CGCAUAUUUUCCGAUCGCGUGCAAUCGUUCCGCGCGACGUGCGUGUGACAUUUCAUCACGGCCGUGUAAGCAUUCGCGCGUGACUCGUGCGAAAAGUCGGCGGCGCGCGCGGGGAUCCGGCGUUGGUGCGGCAGCGGCGUCGCCGUAAAUCCUCCCUCGUCCAUGACGUCACUCGCGAAUUACACAAGCGUCAUCGCUCAGUUUGUUGUGGAAAAUUUCGUGCGCUCCAUGGCGGCGAGGUGUGUUGUUGUUUGAACGAGCGACGGACCGGCGAGACGGAACGACGAGACGAACCCUUCGUCGGCAACGCGGCAGCAGUCUUACGACGUCGAAUCGCGUGACGCGACAUUUCGAAACCGAAUUGGUAUUUGCAAGUUACUCACCAGCUCGUCACAAUGUCUAUGCAACAGUUCUGUUUGCGGUGGAACAAUCAUCAGCCGAAUUUCAUUUCGGUCUUUUCCAACUUGCUGACUAACGAAACCUUGGUGGACGUUACUCUGGCUGCUGAAGGCAGGCAAAUUCAGGCCCACAAAGUUGUACUGUCGGCAUGCAGUACAUAUUUUCAGUCGCUGUUCACGAUGAAUCCUUGUCAGCAUCCUAUUGUUAUACUUAAGGAUAUCAAAUUUUCCGACCUCAAGAUUAUGGUGGACUUUAUGUACUACGGGGAAGUGAACAUAUCGCAAGAUCAACUGCCGUCCAUCAUAAAGACGGCGGAGAGUUUAAAGAUAAAGGGACUCGCAGAGAUGCAUACGGCAUCGUUAACUAAGUGGCCCAGUGGAAGCAGCGAAACGGGUGGCGGAGACCGUGGCGAAUCCUGUUCACCGAGUCCGUCGCCGUUAUCUCCCUCUUUCCGCAGAAAAAGGUUGAGGAAGUCUUCGACGGGGUCGACGUCCGGUUCCGGCGACAAGCCGGAAGAGAUUAACGAAAUAACACUGGUCGCGACUAACAUCGUGAAACCUGAACCUUUGAUUGUGUCGCAAGACAGUGGAGAGAACCUGAGGCGACCAGUGAAUACUAGUACGGAAUCUCAAGGCAGUAUUGACGAAGAUCAAAUAUCAAUUAUGAGUAAUAUGGAAACUAGUUCUGCUAACACACCAGCCCAGAGUGACGGUUCGCUUCAGGAUGUGAGUCAACAGUCGGCAGGAAACAUUGGACAAAGUUCUGUUUCUUCACAACCAUCCACUCAUCAAGGAAUACCAUGGACUAUUAUGGAGCACACAUAUCCACGUUUCGCUCUGUCCUCGUGUCAAACGAAUCUGUCGAUCCAAGCGUCGUCGGCGUUUACGACGCCCGAAAUAACAGCAUCCUCGACCAUCAGCGAUCAAUACUCGUCUGGUACCAGCACGACUGGUUCCAGUUGCGCUCUUACGAACUAUCCGAACUCCUCGCACGGGACGUUGCAGCACACGUCGUCGGGCGGCCCCUCGCCAUCGGCGCAGUGCCCCAGUAACUGCCAGAGCCCCUGCGCCAGCCCGCAGACUGCAAUUAAAAGGAAACGCUCGACUAAUCCGCAGGCGGACGAGAACUUUAUACGCGCGCUCGACGCGGUGCGCUACGGCGGCAUAGGGUUCUGCAAGGCGGCCAGGAUGUUCGGCGUGAACAACCGAACGCUCUGGCUCGAGUACAAGAAGCGCGGCUACCCGAACAACCGGCCCAGCCUCAAGUCCCGCGUUAAGCAGGAGGUCAACUCCUCGCCGCCGCCGCCGGCGCCCCCGGCGCAGCCCAUGAACUCGCAGAGCCCGACGCCCAUGGGACCGCCCACGACUCCGCACAGCACACACAAUACACAUAGCACCCACACCAUGCUGACCAGCCACAGUCCGCACACGAUGCUCAGCGGUUAUAUUGACAGCAGGCACACGGAUUACGCACUACCGACUCUUCAUUGCAAGCAAACGCAAGUGACGAAAAGGACUAGGCUCCUGAUCAGGCAACCGCGAGUGAAGAAGGAGCCGAGUCACCUGUCGCCGGACGGCGAGGCGGGUCCCUCACCACACAUCGUCUCGACCUCCAUCCACCUCGCCACGCCGACACUGAAUCUCCCACAGACGUCGAGGAGUUUCGAGGAGUCACGCAUAUCGCCGCCGCCACACACCAUGCUGGUCAGCCAUCAGCCGAACCUGCUGACGGUGACGACGUCGUCGAAUUUGUUGACGGUGCCACAGCCAUCCUACUUGACGAAGCAGCACUCGCACCCACUGCUGUCCACUCAGCAACCGAGCACGUCCGGGACGUACUGGAUACACCGGCAACACUCGCAUCCAGAUCCGUUGCCCGGCAGGACAACGAGUCCGUCGAUAGUCAUCGAACCAGCGCCCGUCCUGAAGACGGAGGAAGAGGGAUACGAGGAGACAUCGGUCCCGAUCUUGUCGGGCACCGUUUCUGAGCCGGGGACCAGCGGCAUCAGCAGCGGUGGCAUUUCCGGUGGACUGAGGGUGAAGACGACGGAGCUGCGGCGGGCUUCUUCGUCUCCACAGAGCAGCAGCAGUAGCAGAGAACCUCGCGAAAGUGCGGGCGAUCAACGAUUAGGUCACUGUCCGGUGCUGCGCCAGGGCCCCGCUUUGGGCUGCAAUCAUUGCUGGAACACGGUGGACGAUCGCGGCAGAAUACUCCGUAGGAAAACCAAGUAUCAUUGUCCCGAGUGUCAGAUUAAUUUGUGCAUCGUGCCCUGCUUUCAAGAGUUCCACGAGCAGCAGCGCGAACUGAAUUCUAAACUGAAGCCCUUACCAAAAACUAGCUCCGUUUAAUGUGUACACGUACGUAUAACGCGUACUUCGUUUUUUCUGAGUAAUCGUUACCUCUCGGACAAGCAUAUACCUUUAAAUAUGUGAAAGUUCGACGUGACGGAGUAACCGAGUGCCAUCCAUGGCGUGUGACAUUUCUUUUCUCUCGUACGACGAUACGAAUUUUCAAAUUUUCAUCAUUUGACAAAGAUUUUAUGACCUCGUAUAUUAUAUUUUCGUAAUAUAUUUACAGCGCCUUUCUUUCAUCCGAUCACGUUACUCCGCGUGGUUUCAAGGUAGAACCCUCUCACCCAUGGCUCUCUCUCUUUCUCUCGUACAUACAUUGAUAAUAACUCUUCUCGGCGGUGACACGCGAACACUAAUUUUGGAGACCAUGAAUUACGAGAUAAAAUUGCACAAAAAAAAACAAGGAAAAGGAGAAAAAGGGAAGAGCUAGUGGAAAGCGGGCGCACUGGCCGCUGAAACGUGAGCUUUAGCGCACGUGCAACGAUCGAAUUCGGUGUACCCUUAUAAAUCACUUCCUACCAUUCGCAGCUCCCCUAGUUGCCACCUGUAAAUGGCGCCCCGCCGUUAAUGCGUCCGCGUAAAUUUGUUGCUGUUCGUUCCGCGAUCAAUCGAACGCGGGACUGAAUGCGCCUCUCUCUGAUCUUAGCACGCGAAUUUUAGGACCAGGAAAAGGAACAAGUGCAAGCACACGCGAGGACCUUGCUGAAUUUAUCUAGGAUUUCAGCGAAAGAUUUCAAGCAAGCUCUUUUGCUUGUAUUAAUUUGUUCUUUUGCUUGGGUCAGUUUUCUUCCUGAGAUUCGCGCGCUAUUUGUCUCCCGAUCCAAGACUCCGAGUAUUUUUAAUGUGUGUCUCGUGCAUUUAUCGAGGAGGAGAGUCGGUGGUCGACGCAUGUGACGCGAGAAAUGUAGGAUGAAAGGUAUAUAGAGGUGACCGAAGAUUUUCUCCACCGAGGGGAGGAAAGAGGAAAGUGGUGAUGGAUUAGGCCGGAUACGCUCCGGCUGCAUUCCGAUAAAUUACGAUUUGCGAGGCGGCGGACAGGCGAGGAUUCCGCGUUUUUCCCCACGUUUCCUCGCGAGCGGCACCACGCGAGCAUGUUCGCGCACUUUGUACAUGUAAAGUGUUGAAAAUUGUAGAAUAUGUGCAAUACAUAUAUUUAUUUUUCUCGGCAUUACAGAUGUAUUAUAUGCAAACGUUGUAUCGAUUAAUCAUAUUUUAUGUAAAUCUAGAGCCUGAGAUUUGUAAAUUAAAAUAAAAUAACGUGAAAUCACA
Messenger RNA from Ooceraea biroi (clonal raider ant), 4019 nucleotides. It is a transcript of the gene BtbVII, whose product is annotated as BTB-protein-VII. The record is from RefSeq and is a predicted model, not a curated record. Gene Ontology annotation, biological process: regulation of transcription by RNA polymerase II. Gene Ontology annotation, cellular component: nucleus. Gene Ontology annotation, molecular function: DNA binding; protein binding. NCBI's taxonomy places the organism in Eukaryota, Metazoa, Arthropoda, Insecta, Hymenoptera, Formicidae.